Dendronephthya gigantea is the source of this 3154-nucleotide messenger RNA. RefSeq names its product squamous cell carcinoma antigen recognized by T-cells 3-like. Gene Ontology annotation, cellular component: nucleus. The transcript is spliced from 26 exons. NCBI's taxonomy places the organism in Eukaryota, Metazoa, Cnidaria, Anthozoa, Malacalcyonacea, Nephtheidae. Gene Ontology annotation, biological process: RNA processing. Bases 39 to 2696 code for a protein of 885 amino acids. Gene Ontology annotation, molecular function: RNA binding; protein binding. The record is from RefSeq and is a predicted model, not a curated record.
UCUGGGGAUGGGGGUAAGUGGAUUUUGUCGGAUCCAAUAUGGCGGACGAUGAAAUGGAUUGUUCUACAACAGCAGAAGGGAAAUCAUCCCGAUCGGACGCAAAUCUUCCCGAAUUCGAGCAGGAAGAUGAAAUGGAAGAUAAUUCAGAUGAUUCUGACGAUUCUAGCGACGACGAGAAGGCGGAGGGCGAAGAAAUAACAGCUCUAAGACAGUUUUUGGAAAACUCGCCAUUUCAUUAUGAAAGCCAUCUCAAACUGAUCAAAGCCUUGAGGGAUAUUGGAGACUUGGAUAGAACCAGACAGGCAAGAGAGACGAUGAGCAAGAUCUUCCCUCUAACUGCAGAAUUAUGGCUGGAAUGGAUUCAAGAUGAACUGCCAUUGGCCUGCAUAACUGAACAAAAGAAAUACAUCCGUGAACUGUUUGAGAAAGCUGUAAAGGAUUAUCAAUCUGUGAAAAUCUGGACAGAAUAUUGUCAAUAUGUGUUGGAUAACAUGGAAGGAGAGGACGGUUUAGAGGAUGCAAGAGCUGUAUUUGAAAGAGCCAUAACUUCUGUUGGUUUACAUUUAACUGAGGGUGUUUCCAUUUGGGAUGGAUACAGGGAAUUUGAAAUGGCCUUAUAUGAUUCUUACCAGACAAUGGCUGCAGGUUCAGACUUGCCGCAAGUUCAACAGAAAUUAGAGCGACAAAAGGAAAAAGUGAAGAGCAUUUUUAGGAGAGAAAUCUCCGUUCCAUUGAUUGGAAUGCAGGCUGUGUUUCGUGAGUAUGAGCAGUGGCUUGGGGACGAGGAAGUGCUUGAGUAUGUCACGCGAGGUUUCAACAAAGCAGAAGCGAAACUUGAGACGUGUCUGCCCUAUGAAGAGGCAUUGGCAUCAGCAACUUCACCCAAACUUGAUGAAUAUCGCUCGUAUAUUGCCUUUGAAAUGAAAGGCGGUGACUUGGCUCGGGUGCAGUGCCUCUACGAGAGAGCAAUUGUCGAUAACUGUCUCAACUAUGAAUUUUGGAUAGAAUAUACCAGUUACAUGGACACCAAACUGAACAUCGCUGACGUUGUUUUACCAGUACACGAACGAGCGACCAGAAACUGCCCUUGGGUCGUGGGAUUGUGGUGUAACUACUUGAGGGCUUUGGAACGGACCGGGCAGAACCCAGAAAAGGUCCAAGAAACUCUCGAACGAGGUCUGUCAUCACUGUCGUCCACUGCCCAAGAUUCAGCCUCACUUUGGUGUUGUUUCUUGGAAUAUCUGCGAAGACGUGUGGGAGACUGGGAAAUAGAAUGCCAAGAAAAGGAUGAUUUAAAGAAAGCCUAUAAAGAUGGCUUAGAAUACCUAGAGAGAAAUUUUGGUCGAGAUGCCGAUUCCCAGGCUCUGAUAUUAAGACAUAAAGCUUACGUUGAGGCAACAAAACUGAAGAAUAUAUCAGAAGCAAAAAGAAUAUGGGAUUCAGUUAUGCCGCAUCAUAAUCGUGAGGCCGAGUAUUGGCUGGAAUAUAUUCGAUUGUUAAGGCAGGUCAACGACAAUGUCGGAUGCAGAAAAGUUUUUAUCAGAGCGAUUCAAACGUCCAAUGAUAAACCAGAAUUAUUGUGCGAACUGUUUCAGAAGUUUGAGAAGGAUGAAGGUUCCCUAGAAGAUCUGGACUCAGCCAUGAACAAGUGUUCAACGAGGUUGAAACGAGUUUGGGAACAAAAGACAAGGGAAUACGAGAAAGCUGAGGUGGCUCGUUUGGCUGAACAGGAAGCAAACACAAAGAAGGAACAAGCAAAGGCUGAAAAACGAGCUCAGAAAAAAGCCGAGAUGAAAUCAAAAGUUGGAAAAACCAAACGAAAGCACGAGAAAGAUGAUGAAGCUGGCAAAGACAGGGAGGUCUCUGAACCAGAAACAAAGCGACCUUUUGUGUCGAAAGGGGAGGAAUUCACAAAACCCAAUGAGAAAGACUUGAAAGAAGCUCCUGUGGAGAAAGUUCAUGACAGGUCCAAAGAUCCUCAAACGGUCUUCGUUAGUAAUUUGACUUUCACAGUCGACGAGGAACAAUUAAAAAGUACAUUUUCUCCUCUGGGAGAAAUUAACGAGAUACGUUUGGUUCGAAACCUGCAGGGAAAAUCCAAAGGUUAUGCUUAUGUCGAAUUUAAAAAUCAGAGUUCAAUCUCGGCUGCUUUGGCUAUUGACAGACAGGAAUUAUGUGGAAGGCCCAUGUUUGUGUCUCCGUGCGUGGACAAAACUCAGAAUCCAACGACUUUCAGGUUCCCAACCUCGCUGGAUAAGUGUACAGUCUUCGUCACCAAUCUUCCUUUUGAGUUGAAGAGCUCCGAAAUUGAGGAUGUCUUUAAAGUGCAUGGCAAGGUGAAACAAGUUCGACUGGUUACCAACCGGUCAGGCAAGUCUAAAGGCUAUGCUUACGUCGAAUACGAGGAUGAGGCGGGUGCCGCCGCCGCAGUUCUGAAACAAGAUCAAUCCACGCUUAACAAUCGCGUCAUUAAUGUCGCGCUUUCUAAUCCUCCGAAAAAACAACGACAAGAACACGAAAGCCGAGUAUUUCGCCCUGAAGGAAGCAGACCUGGCCGAGCUCGGACCCAGGUACAAUUUGUACCCAGGGCCCUGAAGAAAGCACCUCACGUGGACACAUCUCAGCCAUCGCCAAACGAGGAGGAAAAUCCCAAACCAGCACUAAGUAACGACGACUUCAGAAAGAUGUUCAAAUAAACCCAAGGUACUCUUUUUACCGUGUUAAAAUAGUUAUGUGAAAAAUGUUGCGUUUUAUGAUGUAUUCCCCGCCGGAAAAAUGUGCGUACCACUAUGUAUAUAUGUAUGAGCAGGGGGGGGGUAACAACUACAAAGUAGUAAAGUGCCUAAUAUAGCGUUUUAACAAUAAGACGGAAGGAAUGUCUCCCGCUGUUGACUGAUAAUACGAUGAUUUGGAUGCUUAUUUGAGCAUGCGCGUGAGAUAUUCGUGUAUAUCUGUUCACGUAAUUCUUUAAACAGAGCCGGCUUCUAAAUUUUAGAAGCCGAUAGCGGUUUUUUGCAAAUUUUUAAUCCCUAAAAAAGAUAAUUGUAAAGUGUUUGUUUAUCAUAUCAGUGUAUUAAAAACUGGCUUUCUUUUGGGGAGCUUUGUUUCACACAUGACGUCCUAUUUUGCCAACAAAGGCACGAUUCACUAAAAG